AUGGAGGACAAAACGAUGUCCAAGCGCCUUAGUGACGACUCUACGUACGACUCGAAGAAGCUUAGUAAGCGCGAGAAGCACACAUUAGACUCCAGAGUCAACAAAAACAAACGCUCUGUGCAGCUUUCUUUUCUGAUAGGGUUAGUUAACCAAGUUUGUGGUGUGACGUAUGAACGACCGAGAAAGCGCUCGAGUCAGACGCAUCAGUUUUUUAAGGUGAAAACGUUGAAUUUUAAAGACGAAGUGGUGAACGUCGAGAACUUCCUCGAAGCGCAGUGCAAGUGGUGUUCAACACAACCGCAUCAACUCUCAAAGAAAAAUUUGAAACAUAAAAUGGACGAAGAAAAGAUGGUUGUUCUCUUUGAAUUUUUGGUCGACGUUGCGACGGAGUUUGGGUUCCUCUUUUUCACGUCGAAAAUGAAGAACAAAUUCAACAGAAACAAAAUCGACUUCAUCGAGGAAAUUUACUUUGGGAACAAAUUGGCGUUUGGGUACAAGCAAAUUGAAGUCAUCGGGGAAAGAAUCAACGCUCAACUGUUUUCUAUGACCAGUGUACAAUGCAAAGAACAUACUCUUUUGAUUAAAGACAUUGCUCUUAAUACACACUUUGAGAGAAAGUGA
Messenger RNA from Entamoeba invadens IP1, 621 nucleotides. RefSeq lists its product as hypothetical. The record is from RefSeq and is a predicted model, not a curated record. Lineage: Eukaryota; Evosea; Mastigamoebida; Endamoebidae. Bases 1 to 621 code for a protein of 206 amino acids. The transcript has a single exon.